AUGGCCGGCACCACGGUGCUUCCGCCGUCUCUGCUCCCGCGUCGUAGCGCCGCCGCUGCCGACCUCCACUCCUGCUCCUCCCGCGUGCGCGUGAACCCCGCCUUGAUGGCCAACCCCGCGGCUGCCAAGAAGCCAAAGCGCCCCGGAUCCGUGCGCGACGUCCAACUGCCGCCGGCGAAGCGCGUACGCGGUGCCUGCUCCGGGGGCGAGCUCCACGUCGCGGUCGACAGCAGCAAGCUUCCGUGUCCCAGCAGCAGCAAGGAUCCAAGAACCAAGAACCAGGUCGCCGAAUCUCCGGAGAGCGCGACGCAACCGAAGCCGCAGAUGAGCAUGCGCGAACUGAUCGAGAAAGCUCGCCUCACAAUGGCUCGCCUCGACAAGGCUCGAUCUGCCUCCAAAGAAGAGGCCAGCCGUCGGCAGGAGAUCGAGCGCAGCAGAGCAGAGGCCCGGCGAAAGAUGGAGCAGAUGGCGGACACCGUGCAGUUCAACGACCCCUGGAUCCAUCACUCCGACGUGACCAAGUCCCCCGAGGAGCUGCUCCAAGCAAGACAGCAUGCAUGGCGUUAUCAAGCUCGCCUCCUCGAGAUGGCUCGUCGACGGGACUUUGCAUCAGAGGAAGCAAAGCAGAGGAAGCAGAGGAACCAAUUCCUUUCUUGA
Molecule: messenger RNA, 657 nt
Organism: Triticum turgidum subsp. durum (durum wheat)
Lineage: Eukaryota; Viridiplantae; Streptophyta; Magnoliopsida; Poales; Poaceae
Source: the annotation of a GenBank genome assembly